AUGUUGAUUCCAUAUGAGCAGUAUACAAAGAAGUCACCAGACAGCGAAACAGAACCUUCAAAACCUCCCGCCGCAAACGAUGACUACUACAAUCCUCUGGAAAGCAUAAUCGAGACACUGGACGUGCUCAAGAACGAUUUCGCAACCCAAAAGUACUGCGACAUGAGAAGCCUUUCUGCCACAUUGACAGGAGGUCUGACAUGCAAAGAAGAAGGCAUACGCGAGGUCAUCAAUGAAGAUAACGCAACACAACACUACUACGAUUUCUGCGCAUACCGCCACGCCAAGUCCGAAGAUACCAGAAACCCUGGAACAACAGAGAACGACUCCUCGACUCUCCCACUCUCUCAGGACCAUAAAAAGGGUGAUGAAAAGCGAUACACCGCCGCGUACCUUGCUGAAAGCACCCGCUGCUUUCUCACUCGCGACGGACGACUAGGACUCGGCCCGAGAAUCACUGAGGGAGGCGAUCAAAUCUGGCUUCCUAUGGGCGCUGAUACGCCUUUUGUGCUAAGACCGCUUUGCAAUGGCGAUUUCAAGAUUCUUGGACAGGCGUACUUGCAUGGCGUUAUGCACGGGGAGGCGGUUGCGGAUUUGACUGAGGAUGAUUUUGAGGCUGUGAAGCUGGUUUGA
Molecule: messenger RNA, 633 nt
Organism: Bipolaris zeicola 26-R-13
Lineage: Eukaryota; Fungi; Ascomycota; Dothideomycetes; Pleosporales; Pleosporaceae
Exons: 1
Coding region: 1-633 (210 amino acids)
Source: RefSeq, a predicted model, not a curated record